ACAAGAUUUGGAGGAUCUAUCAGACCUCAAUCAGUUACGAGAUUUGGACGAUCUAUACCUCCUCAGCCAGUAACAAGAUUUGGACGAUCUAUUAGACCACAAUCAGUAACAAGAUUUGGAGGAUCUAUAAGAUCUCAAUCAGUAACAGGAUUUAGUCGAUCUAUUAGACCACAAUCAGUAACAAGAUUUGGACGAUCUAUAAGACCUCAAUCAGUAACAAGAUUUGGUCGAUCUUUAAGACCUCAAUCAGUAACAAGAUUUGGUCGAUCUUUAAGACAUCAAUCAGUAACAAGAUUUGGACGAUCUUUAAGACCUCAAUCAGUAAUAAGACGAUCUAUAAGACCUCAACCAGUAACAAGAUUUGGACGAUCUAUAAGACCUCAAUCAGUAAAAAGAAUUGGUCGAUCUAUUAGACCACAAUCAAUAACAAGGUUUGGACGAUCUAUUAGACCCCAAUCAGUAACAAGAUUUCGUCGAUCUUUAAGACCUCAAUCAGUAACAAGAUUUGGACGAUCUAUAAGACCUCAAACAGUAACAAGAUUUGGUCGAUCUCUAAGACCUCAAUCAGUAACAAGAUUUGGUCGAUCUAUUAGACCACAAUCAAUAACAAGGUUUGGACGAUCUAUUAGACCACAAUCAAUAACAAGAUUUCGUCGAUCUUUAAGACCUCAAUCAGUAACAAGAUUUGGUCGAUCUUUAAGACCUCAAUCAGUAACAAGAUUUGGACGAUCUAUAAAACCUCAAUCAGUAACAAGAUUUGGACGAUCUAUAAGACCUGAAUCAGUAACAAGAUUUGGUCGAUCUAUUAGACCACAAUCAAUAACAAGGUUUGGACGAUCUAUUAGACCACAAUCAGUAACAAGAUUUGGACGAUCUAUUAGACCUCAAUCAGUAACAAGAUUUGGUCGAUCUAUUAGACCACAAUCAGUAACACGAUUUGGACGAUCUAUAAGACCUCAAUCAGUAACAAGAUUUGGUCGAUCUAUAAGACCUCAAUCAGUAACAAGAUUUGGACGAUCUUUAAGACCUGAAUCAGUAACAAGAUUUGGUCGAACUAUUAGACCACAAUCAAUAACAAGGUUUGGACGAUCUAUUAGACCACAAUCAGUAACAAGAUUUCGUCGAUCUUUAAGACCUCAAUCAGUAACAAGAUUUGGACGAUCUAUAAGACCUCAAUCAGUAACAAGAUUUGGUCGAUCUUUAAGACCUGAAUCAGUAACAAGAUUUGGUCGAUCUAUUAGACCACAAUCAAUAACAAGGUUUGGACGAUCUAUUAGACCACAAUCAGUAACAAGGUUUGGACGAUCUAUUAGAGCACAAUCAGUAACAGGAUUUCGUCGAUCUUUAAGACCUCAAUCAGUAACAAGAUUUGGACGAUCUAUAAGACCUCAAGCAGUAACAAGAUUUGGUCGAUCUAUUAGACCACAAUCAAUAACAAGGUUUGGACGAUCUAUUAGACCACAAUCAGUAACAAGAUUUGGACGAUCUAUUAGACCUCAAUCAGUAACAAGAUUUGGUCGAUCUAUUAGACCACAAUCAGUAACACGAUUUGGACGAUCUAUAAGACCUCAAUCAGUAACAAGAUUUGGUCGAUCUAUAAGACCUCAAUCAGUAACAAGAUUUGGACGAUCUUUAAGACCUGAAUCAGUAACAAGAUUUGGUCGAACUAUUAGACCACAAUCAAUAACAAGGUUUGGACGAUCUAUUAGACCACAAUCAGUAACAAGAUUUCGUCGAUCUUUAAGACCUCAAUCAGUAACAAGAUUUGGACGAUCUAUAAGACCUCAAUCAGUAACAAGAUUUGGUCGAUCUUUAAGACCUGAAUCAGUAACAAGAUUUGGUCGAUCUAUUAGACCACAAUCAAUAACAAGGUUUGGACGAUCUAUUAGACCACAAUCAGUAACAAGAUUUGGACGAUCUAUUAGACCACAAUCAGUAACAAGAUUUGGUCGAUCUAUUAGACCACAAUCAGUAACAAGAUUUGGACGAUCUAUUAGACCACAAUCAGUAACAAGAUUUGGUCGAUCUAUUAGACCACAAUCAAUAACAAGGUUUGGACGAUCUAUUAGACCACAAUCAGUAACAAGAUUUGGUCGAUCUAUUAGACCACAAUCAAUAACAAGGUUUGGACGAUCUAUUAGACCACAAUCAGUAACAAGAUUUGGUCGAUCUAUUAGACCACAAUCAAUAACAAGGUUUGGACGAUCUAUUAGACCACAAUCAGUAACAAGAUUUGGUCGAUCUAUUAGACCACAAUCAAUAACAAGGUUUGGACGAUCUAUUAGACCACAAUCAGUAACAAGAUUUGGUCGAUCUAUUAGACCACAAUCAAUAACAAGGUUUGGACGAUCUAUUAGACCACAAUCAGUAACAAGGUUUGGACGAUCUAUUAGAGCACAAUCAGUAACAGGAUUUCGUCGAUCUUUAAGACCUCAAUCAGUAACAAGAUUUGGUCGAUCUAUUAGACCUCAAUCAGUAAAGAGAUUUGGUCGAUCUAUUAGACCACAAUCAAUAACAAGGUUUGGACGAUCUAUUAGACCACAAUCAGUAACAAGAUUUGUUCGAUCUUUAAGACCUCAAUCAGUAACAAGAUUUGGUCGAUCUAUUAGACUACAAUCAAUAACAAGGUUUGGAUGAUCUAUUAGAGCACAAUCAGUAACAGGAUUUCGUCGAUCUUUAAGACCUCAAUCAGUAACAAGAUUUGGACGAUCUAUAAGACCUCAAUCAGUAACAAGAUUUGGUCGAUCUAUUAG
This is a messenger RNA of Porites evermanni, 2753 nucleotides long. NCBI's taxonomy places the organism in Eukaryota, Metazoa, Cnidaria, Anthozoa, Scleractinia, Poritidae. The record is from the annotation of a GenBank genome assembly.